This is a messenger RNA of Hansenula anomala, 780 nucleotides long. RefSeq names its product phosphoadenylyl-sulfate reductase (thioredoxin) (gene MET16). Bases 1 to 780 code for a protein of 259 amino acids. The transcript is spliced from 2 exons. Lineage: Eukaryota; Fungi; Ascomycota; Saccharomycetes; Phaffomycetales; Wickerhamomycetaceae. Gene Ontology annotation, cellular component: cytoplasm. The record is from RefSeq and is a predicted model, not a curated record. Gene Ontology annotation, molecular function: phosphoadenylyl-sulfate reductase (thioredoxin) activity.
AUGAUAACAUUUCAUCUUCUUGUUGGUAAUUCAGUGAUAUUAUCUGAAGAUCAUUUAGCCCAUUUAAAUGAAACAUUAUCUAACAAGACUCCACAAGAAAUUAUUGAAUGGUCAAUUGAAACAUUCCCAAAUUUAUAUCAAACUACAGCAUUUGGAUUAACAGGAUUAGUUACUAUUGAUAUUUUAUCAAAAUUAUCAAAAGGUUCCAAAGUGGAGUUAAUAUUCAUAGAUACAUUACAUCAUUUCCCACAAACUUUAGAUCUAGUAUCAAGAGUUCAAAAUCGUUAUCAAAAUAAUAAAGUAAAUAUUUAUAAACCUUUUGGGUGUGAAAAUGAAUUAGAAUUUGCUAAGAAAUAUGGUGAUAAUCUAUGGGAUGUUGAUGAAGAAAAAUAUGAUUUCUUAGCAAAAGUGGAACCUUCACAACGUGCUUAUAAAGAAUUGGAAGUCGGUGCUGUAUUUACAGGUAGAAGAAGAUCUCAAGGUGGUGCAAGAGAUUCAUUACCAAUUAUAGAAAUUGAAGAACAAUCAGGAAUCAUAAAGAUUAAUCCUUUUGCCAAUUGGAGUUUUAAUCAAGUUUUGGAAUAUAUUAAAGAAAACGAUGUUCCAUAUAAUGAAUUAUUAGAUUUAGGUUAUAGAUCAGUUGGUGAUUAUCAUUCAACACAACCAGUUAAGGAAGGUGAAGAUGAAAGAGCUGGUCGUUGGAAGGGUAGAGAAAAGACGGAAUGUGGUAUCCAUGAAACCAGUAAGUUUGCAAAGUUUUUAAAAGGCCAACAGGUUUAA